Marmota flaviventris (yellow-bellied marmot) is the source of this 801-nucleotide messenger RNA. It is a transcript of the gene Ndufa6, whose product is annotated as NADH:ubiquinone oxidoreductase subunit A6. Gene Ontology annotation, cellular component: respiratory chain complex I. Lineage: Eukaryota; Metazoa; Chordata; Mammalia; Rodentia; Sciuridae. Gene Ontology annotation, biological process: response to oxidative stress. The record is from RefSeq and is a predicted model, not a curated record.
CCACGCCCAAGCAGUCGACGGGAAACCUGGAGCCCGCGCGCCUAGAAACGCUGCAACUAGGCUGCUGCACUCAGUUCCAGAUCCCGAAGCAGUUUCCCGGCGCCCGAGGGCCCUUCGGAACAACAAUUCAGCAGCCCAACUGCGGAGCCGCAUUUCUGCCAAUCAGCGUGCGCCGUUCUCCGAGCCUGGCUACUCCCGCUUAAACAGAGGCUCCCAGCCAAUCGGAGAGCCCCGGAGCCGUCCUCCCGCCUACCAGCAGGGGGGCGUGGCGUCUCAUUGUAGCCAAUGAGGACGACAUCCUUCCGGGAGCACGCGCGCGUUGGAGGCGGUGCCUCAGCAAGAUGGCGGCGAGCAGCCUGCGCGGGGCUGUUGCAGCGGCCAGCACCUCCGUGAAGCCCAUUUUCAGCCGGGACAUGAACGAGGCCAAGCGGAGAGUGCGCGAGCUCUACCGCGCCUGGUAUCGGGAGGUGCCAAACACUGUGCACUUAUUCCAGCUAGACAUCACUGUGAAACAGGGACGGGAUAAAGUCCGAGAAAUGUUUAUGAAGAAUGCCCACGUCACAGACCCCAGGGUGGUUGAUCUUCUGGUCAUUAAGGGAAAGAUGGAAUUGGAAGAAACAAUAAAAGUGUGGAAGCAGCGGACACAUGUUAUGCGGUUCUUCCAUGAAACAGAAGAACCCAGGCCAAAGGAUUUCCUGUCCAAAUUCUAUGUUGGCCACGACCCAUGAAGCUACUCAGUGGAAAGGUGCAUAUUGAUAUAUUUAAUUACUAUAUACAAAUAAACAUAUACAGUUAAACUCA